GUUUAAAUUAGAAUGCAACAAAAGAACUCAUAAAUAGGCCACAGUAAUUUCCUCCAUCAUCUAUCAUCUUUAUAACCUUGCUCUUUUUCCUCUUAAAAAUUAAAAAUUCUCCAUUCAACCUCCACCAUAGCCACAGUUUUUCACCACCAAAUAUAUAUUUUCAUUCAAUUAAAAAAAAAAUAAAAGACAUAAAUCCUUAAAUUAUUUUCAAUAGAACCCAUAUUCAUAUAGUAUGGGCGAGACAUCAUUAAAACAUAUUUUAACAAGAUCAAUAAAAUUAGCAGAUCAAAUAACAAAAGCAUCUAAUGAAGUCAUACAUUUCAAAUCAGAAUGUCUUGAGUUACAAACUAAGACUAUAAAAUUAGGUGAGCUCAUACGCCAAGCAGCCCGUGCAAGUAACAACCUCUACGAGAAGCCGACUCGACGUAUCAUCAACGACACCCAACAAGUCCUUGAAAAGGCAUUGAUACUUAUCAACAAGUGUAAAACACGCUCUUUAUUCAAGCGCAUUUUUACCUUAGUCCCAAAUUCAGCCUUUCGAAAAAUAAUCACUCAACUUGAUAAUUCCUUAGGAAAUGUUACAUGGAUUUUACGUGCAACCAUCACACGUAACGACGACAUUGAAGACUCUAAAAUUAGUUACCUCGGUCUCCCACCCAUCGCGGCAAAUGAGCCAAUACUUUGUUUAAUAUGGGAGCAAGUGGCAAAUCUAUCGUCGGAGGAACGUACGGAUGCGGCCUCAUCGUUAGUGUCGUUAGCUAACGACAAUCAACGAUACAGAAAAAUGAUAGUCGAGGAAGGUGGUGUGGGCCCACUUUUAAAAUUGGCUAAAGAGGCAGGGAAUCCUAAAGGACAAGAAAAUGCAAUUCGUUGUAUAGGAGUUUUAGGGUGUGAUGAGGAAAGUGUUGAAACAAUUAUUGAUAGUGGGGUUUGUUCUAUUUUUUGCAAGUUGUUAAAAGAUGAUGGAGUUAUAAUGAAAGUAAAAGCAAUGGUAGCUUGGGCUAUUUCUGAGUUGGUUUAUAAUUACCCACAAUGCAAGGAUGAUUUUAUGCAAUUUAAUGUAAUUAGGGUUCUUGUUAAUCAUCUUGCUUUUGAGACCAUUGAAGAGCAUAACAAAUAUGCAAUUGUUGAGCGUAAUAAAAUGCAGGCUAUUAAUCAGAUUCAGCAGAAUAUGCAUAUGACUAAUCUGAUCUCGGAUAAUAUGAGACUGAUAAUAAAUGAAAAUAAUUAUAUUCAAAACCAUCAAGAUCAAGAGGUGAAAGUCGAGAUGAAAGCCAUGGCAGCACGGGCACUUUGGUAUUUAGCCAAAGGGAACACGUCCAUAUGCAGUAGCAUCACCGAGUCUAGAGCCUUACUAUGUUUCGCUACGCUCCUACAAAACGGCCAGGACGAUGUCAAGUACAACUCAGCCAUGGCAAUACUGGAGAUUACAAAUGUAGCGGAAAAAAACACCGAUUUAAGACAAAUUGCUUUCAAGCCUACAUCCCCUGCAACUAAAGCAGUGAAGGAACAACUUCUUAACGUAGUUACAAAUUCUAAUAACGCUAAAAUCUUGCUCCCUUGCAUCAAAUCACUCGGUAAUUUGGCACGAAUCUUUCGUGCUAAAGACACGACUAGAAUCAUCGAAAGCCUUGUAAGGCUUAUCGUUGAUGAAAACGAGAUUGAAGUUACGUUUGAGGUUGUCACUGCUUUGAUUAAGUUUGCUUGCUCAAACAAUUACUUACAUGUUGUGCAUAGUAAGUCUAUUAUUCAAGCUAUUUGUGUAAAGAAUUUGAUAAAAUUGGUGUAUUUUGGUGAGCAGAUGUUGCGAAUUCCAGCGUUGAAAUUGUUGUGUUACUUGGGACAAAAUGCACCUGAUAGUGAAGCGUUUACGCAAGAAGAUGUGCUUACGCCCCUAGAAUGGGCUAAGGAACAAGACUAUUUUAUGCAACAUCCUCAAAUUGGAGAUCUUUUAUUUAAGGCUACAAGUAUACUGGAACUUUACCAAUUAAGAGUACCUCGAUUAUAAAGGGUUAAUUUAUGGAUUCUUUUUAUGAGUUAGAACACACCUGUUUAACAAAAAUUAAUUAAUUGUCAAUUGUGAAAGUAAUUGCAAUAAGAUAUUUAUGAUGUUGGAACUUGAUCAUUCAUGGAAUAAAUUUUGCAUAUUAUUCAAUCA
Amaranthus tricolor (Joseph's coat) is the source of this 2158-nucleotide messenger RNA. RefSeq lists its product as uncharacterized. Bases 233 to 2008 code for a protein of 591 amino acids. The transcript is spliced from 2 exons. The record is from RefSeq and is a predicted model, not a curated record. Gene Ontology annotation, molecular function: protein binding. Gene Ontology annotation, biological process: cell surface receptor signaling pathway. Lineage: Eukaryota; Viridiplantae; Streptophyta; Magnoliopsida; Caryophyllales; Amaranthaceae.